Molecule: messenger RNA, 1182 nt
Organism: Closterium sp. NIES-65
Lineage: Eukaryota; Viridiplantae; Streptophyta; Zygnematophyceae; Desmidiales; Closteriaceae
Source: the annotation of a GenBank genome assembly
AUGGCGAUGGUUAAAGAUUUCGAGGUGUCAGCUUCUCUUCCAGUAGAGCUUAAGGAGGCGGUCACAAUCCUGCUGCAUAAGAAUGGGGAUCGGGACCAGCUGAACAACUACCGGCCCAUCACCCUCCUCAAUUUCACAUACAAGGUGCUAGCUAAAGUCCUGGCGGAUCGGAUGAAGCGGAUUCUGCAUCAGGUCAUCUCACCUGAGCAGUGCGGGUUCCUUCUAGGAAGGUGCCUGUCGGAUGCAGUUGCGCUGGUCGCAGAUAUCAUCGAUGUGGCGAAGAAUGAAAAGGCCGACCGGUACAUGUUGCUGGUUGAUUUCCAAAAAGCCUUCGACUCGGUGUCGAGGGACUUCCUUUUCCAAGUGCUUCGGAAGAUGGGAUUCCUGGAGCAGUACGUAGGCUGGAUUGAAGGCCUGCAUGAGAACACCACGACGAAGCUCCUGGUCAAUGGCUGGCUUGGUGAAGGGUUAAACGUGGUCUCGGGGGUCAGGCAAGGCUGCCCGCUUGCACCUUACCUUUUCUUGUGUGCGGUGGAGCCGUUGGCUCAGGAAGUGGAGAGGGAGAAGCUGGGGCUCAGUAAGAAAGGGCAGCAGCUCAGUUACCUCGGGAAUGAAAUUCUUCAAGAGCGGGUGGUUUUCAACAAAAAUAUUCUGUUACGCGACACCACGCCUAUCGGCGGUCAGAAGGACGCCAGGAAGCUGUGGGACCUGCGGCUGGAGGAUCUGUUCACAAGCAGUGAAGCAGGAGUGCUUGUGCAGAAAUCUGUGGCAGAACUAACGGAGCUUCUGGGCAGCAACGGUCCGGCGAAGCUAGCGCUGAAGGCAGUAGCCUCUCUCCCUGCCGGGUGGUACAGAGAGUUAGGGUUUCCAACUGUCCUCCCUUGCUCGGCUGCCUCUCCUCAGCUGCUGAACGUCCUGGUGGAUGGGGGCAUCAUCCCCAUGAAGCGGAUGAAAGAAGGGUGGAAGGAGGCUCAGAAGGAGUCAUACAAGCGCGCCAAGUGGGCGGCACGAUGGGGUGAGAGCAUCAACUGGAAGAAGGUUGUGAGCACGUACGACUCUUUGGCGGUUCCUAGCCGUCUGCGCGAUGUGCUCACACGCAUCCACGGUCUAAAUCUGCAGGUGGGAGAGCGUCUGGCUUUCCUCAGCAGCAAGCCGCUCUUCAGCGCGCUCUGGGCAUGUUAA